AUGGAAGGUAAUAGCCUUCAAAGCAUUCCCGAAGCUGUGUUUUCGCUAACCAGCAUGGAGGUUCUGGUUUUAAGCGAUAAUGAAAUUGAGCAUCUUCCUCACAAUUUAUAUCAACUAGUUCACCUCAAAGAGCUUUACCUGGAUGAUAACAAACUGGCCGAGCUUCCGGAAGCGUUACAUCGGUUUCUUUCCGAACUCGACAGCCUGAAUGUAAGCAACAAUGCUAAAGCACUGACAUUAUGUAAGCACCAUGAGCCCCGCACGAAACAAGUCAGUAAGCGGAAACUAAAUGAUGUUGAUCCCAAUCCGGCGGCAGGAGAACCACUUGAAGAACUCGAAAAGUUUAACCGCAGUGUAGUUGCCGAAGAUCGCUCCAUGGUCUUUUCGGAAAUAAAUCUUAAUCAUCCCGAGGAGAAAAGAGACAUCUUUGAAGGAGGUCAUGCUUUUUUCAAUUUGAAAUCUGAAGACGCCAAACCGAGUGCUGCGGAGACAGCAAGGCGAAAAGCUCGGGCAACUAAAGCAAAUAUUCGUGAAGCAAUCCGUCCUUCCCCAAAGUGGCGCAUUUUGUACCGUGAAAUGAAGAAAGCAGGAUUUUUGCCAAAUGUUAACGUGAAGCUGCCGAAGCGCCAAAAGCAGGAAAAGCCGCCCAAGAUUGCGAAACAAGGGUCUCGUUACACUUGGAGAGGCUGGCGAGUCGAUUCUGAUUUUGAAUCUGCGGUUUCGCAGCCUGGAGUGUCACUAAGUUCCAGUUUUGAAGAUGUAAUGGAUGACUUCGGACAUCCUUUGAGCGUCACUCGACUUUUCCCCGAAGUGAAAAGAAUUGGCGGACGAAUUACACUCGACCUUAGUUGGCAAGAGCUCAAGUUUGUAUCCCCAACAGUGUGCGAGCUCGUAAAUCUAAACUCACUCAUUCUUGAUUUCAACCAAAUUGAAGAGUUACCUCUCUCCAUAGGAAACCUUUCCAGAUGCCGCAUGAUAAGUCUUAACUGCAACAAACUCGUUUCGCUUCCGGAAAACCUGCGAUUCCUUUCCAAUCUCAGGCGCUUGUAUUUAAACGGAAAUUAUCUUCGCGCGUUUCCUGACUGGCUUGAAAACUUCCAGCAGCUCACAUGUCUUUCCGUAGAAAAUAACGGAAUGUCAUUCUUUCCGGGGGAAAUCUUUUACCUGGAAAAUCUGGAAAAUCUUUCACUCGCGGGAAACAAGAUUAAAGAAUUGCCGGAGAAGAUCAAACAGCUUAAACGUCUAAGAGAAUUAUUUCUGGGACGUAAUGUGAUUGAUACCAUUCCUUACUCAAUUGCCGAAAUGGAAUGUCUGCGAGUACUGUUUCUGGACAACAAUGAGCUGAACACGAUCCCUUACCCAGUCUUGAGUUUAGUAGAGUUACAAAAAUUAAAUCUCAAUGGCAACUCCUUGAAGUCAGUUCCAGAUAAUAUCACUAAUCUUCGAAACUUGGAGGAGUUGAACCUGGGUAAGAACAGCAUCAAAUGCUUACCAUAUUGGUUUCAUCGCUUGGAGAACCUCACAGUUUUAUUUCUAAAUUGUAACGGCAUCACAAUUUUUCCUGAGGUGCUUUGCAAGUUACCCAGCCUCAUUUCGCUUGAUUUUUCUCAAAACGAGAUCACAGAGCUGCCAGAUUUUGUACGAAGUAGUAUUGGGGAAAUGACGAACUUAGAACAACUGGAAUUAUCCAACAAUCAACUCAAAAGACUUCCGGAUAGUUUCAGGAAUCUAGUCCAUCUAGAAGUUCUUCAUCUAGAAGGAAACCCUUUGAUGGAGCUUCCCAUGAGUCUGAACGAGCUCGUCAACCUCCGAAAGCUGUACAUCGAUAGAACAAUCAAAAUACCAGAAAACAUUUUUCAACUCCCCAAACUGGAAAUUUUUUGAUUUUUUUUUUCAGGGAAUUGUGGGUUGUAUGUGUGUUUAUAUGCAGAAAUGGAGUUACGCUAUUGAUGGGAAAAUGGUGACAAGAAAAACAAGAACAAACCAAUUGAAUGAAAAGCGUUUGUUGAUAUGGAGCAUGAGCUCGGUUUAAUGGAUGAUUUUAAUCGCGUUUUCAAAUGUAACUCUUCCUUAAUCUUUUCGCUAGUUCCUUGCCCUCCUUUCCUGCCUGUAGGGUGUUAGAGGAGCGUGACCAUGGAGAACAAGAGGGGAUGAUCUAGGUGUGUUCAUGUUAUGCCAUGGCACGCCUUAUUGUUUCAUUCGCAAAUUACACCACAUAGUUCACUGAUUACAAUUAUUUCAUUUGGGCAGAGAAGUUGUCAGCUAGUCAAGAAACUAGUUAGGCAACGGAGGGGGGGGGGAUAAACUUCUGAAGAAACUGUGGUACGCUCGAAACGUCAGCUUUAGAAACUCUUUACGGUGGCCAUUUUUACAUUAUCGUGCCACGGCAAGAGCGGCCAAACCGCGGCAAACCUAUCCCCACCCCUCUCAAAUCAUCCCGCGGGCAAAGAAACGCGCGUCCCUGCAUCGCAAAUAGAGAGGGCCUGGUCGAAAGUUACUCGAUAAAAGGUUUGACCAUUUGCACUUCUGAAUUGGGAUUAAAUGAUCCUGUGUGUGUGUGUGUGUAUUAUUCAAACUGAUUUCCACUCAUUUUCUUUUAAAGAAGCAUAUAUUAAAAAAAAAUUAUUGAAUAGGAAUUAAUUCAUUCUUGUUUGGCUUUUUCCCUCUUUUCCUCUUUUAUUACCAUUUUCAAAUGUUUUUUUACCAUUUUUUUAUGAAAACGUCAAAUGUAUCUCUCUGAAAGAACUGAGAUUUCAGAAUACCGCCCAGAAAAGUCUUUGGCAGUCAAAUACUCGUUCCUGUAAAGGAGCACACGAACCUCGGUAUAUGAAUCGUCAAACAAACAGGCCGCGUCGAAAGAACUGUAGAACAAAGAAUUUCAAGUAAGGAGAAUGUACGACUCCAUCCCGCACAUCCCAUAUGUAGUCUAAACAGGACAAAACUGAUGAGAGGUGACAUCGAUCACAUUACUUAUGUUUCUUUUUACGCCAGGAUCAGACUUAAUCUGGUCUCAAACAGUCUCGGAAUUUCUUCCUUUUCAGCAGCUGUUUGAUUGAACAAUGUGACUGCUGACCACUAUUUUGCAGGUUUUGAAUCGAGAAUAAAAAGGAAUACUAUAUAAGCAAUUCUUUUCGAACCAAUCUGGGGGAAAACUGCACCCUCCUUGUCAAUUAGAUAAAGCUCGCUAGGAAGAAUUAACUGUAAAUCUCGACAAAAAAAGGAAGAUCAAAGGUUAGCUGCAGUUAUUCACCACAAAGUUCGAUUUGGAAAACAUAUCGUUUAGUUAAUAAUAGGUGAGUGGGAGGGAUGCUGCAUCUUAAAUCAACACCUUUGCCUAACCCGCUUAACUCUAUGAAAUGCCAAAAGGGAAUUUUUAAACAAUUCUUAGCGCUUGGCUUUAGUUGAAUUUUUUUCCCCGUAAGGUCUUCCUCAAUUUAUCUUUUAGAAAACAAGAAAAAAAAAGCGUUCGUUUUAGAACUCGGACUUUUAAAGGAGGCUAAUUAAGCCAGCUGGUUUAUUAUGAUCUCGUUGCAUAAAAUCUACAUAAUUUUAAAGAGAGUUGAUUUAACAAAUGUCACUAAGGCAACUUGGAUCCAUGUUUAUUUUCUUUUCACUGCUGUUAUCAGAUAACAAUAGCGCGCAUUUUUUCGGUUUGUAAAGACAAGAAUACUCGAAUAUAAACAAUACUUAUGGAAAUUACCUGUCUUCCGGCGAGUAGAUCGCUUGCGAACUUUACUGUUGCGCUGUCUGUUGGCACUACAAACAAGACAGUUGACCUCCGUAAAAUAUAAGAUCUCUAUUCCAAUUUGUGUGCUCUAAGACAAAACUCGCAUUGACAAUAUGAAGUAUUAAACAUAUUUCAUUUUUCAAGUUCAUAUGGGAGCGAACCUGAAAAAGCUUUUUUUUUUUCGGAAACAUGUCUAGGCAAAAGCGAAAGAUGUCACACGUGGCUACAGAGGAAUGUUUAUGUUCCGACACGAUAAGGGUUCCUACAUUUAAAUCGCCCAAAAAUAGGAGCAUCUGUAUAGUGCCAUGGUUGAAGAGGAACACUCUUAGCAUGUCCAAAUUUAGGCAAUUUGUACGAAGUUAAUAUUUAAUGCCCCUCUCUGGUAAAGCGCAAUAUUCAACGUAACUGGAAACGCUGAAACAAUCGGGAAAACACCUUCAGGGAUACAAUUCGUUGCCCAAAUUUGGUUGGGGAUAAGUAUCAUGUUGAUUUUCAUCCAAUAGCAGUGUUUCUUAUCAAAAGGGAAGAGUGCUGUGGUCUAUAACACGGCACGGCCCACUCUCUAUCAGUUUCGUCCUCUUCCGAUUGAGAGUCGUAGUUGUUCCUUGUUCUACAUUUUUUAAAUUAAAAUUCUUGAACUGUGCUCCACUUCACAAUGACAGAACCUCAUCUUUCUCCAGAAGAACUUGCUGAGAUUCGCGAGUCUUUCGACCAGGUGAGCUUUAUUCUCUCAUUAAUACGACGUCCAAGUCGUGCUCUUGGUUCUCCGUAAUUUUUUACCAAUGGCUGGUUAACCCUUGGACAUUACUUCAUAAUUUGCCUGAAAAUCGAAUUUUUUAUUGAAUAAAUCGCGCAUUAUACUUUAUGGAAGAAAAUUGCACGAGAAUGGGAUCUGUAAAUGCCGAUUUUUGGUUCCGCAAAUUUCUUCUACCAUAAUAUUGUGUGUAACUUUCGAAGCUUUGCCUGAGAUUAGUGUCGGUGACAGCAAUAUUAACUUCGACUUCUGUCUUCUUCAUCAAAGUUCGAUUUAGAUAAAAAUGGCCAUAUCACGACUUCUGAAAUUGGAGAAGUGAUGAAAGCUCUUGGCGAAAGUAUACCCGGCUACAAGAUACGAGACAUCAUUAAAGAAGUGGAUAUAAACGAAAACGGGACUGUCGAAUUUACAGAAUUCUUGGAGGUAAGCGAUCAAUUUUUUUUGUUGAAUAUCGGAAGUGGAAGCUCGAGUAUGUGCAUUUGGUCGCCAUGAAAUACCAAAGUUUGUUUUACCUUCCGAAGUGUUACACUUCUAAUCAACGUUCUAAUGGUUGGGAGUAAUUACUUCUGCAACAUAUUUCGCAUGUAAAUUUACAAGUUAUAGAUAAUUAACUGCAUUUUAGAGAAGAUUACGUUUGUAUUCAGUAAUCUUCAUUCGAAGGCAUGAAUUACUCUCGGUGAAAACGAAAUUGUUGUGGGUUUUGCUUCAUCGCACAUGACUGGCAGACUUCAAAUUCUGAUUCCUUAAUGGUCAACCCUCAGAAAUGCAAUUAAUCGCCAGAUCCGUGUCAAAAGCUAACAAUGAUGUUAAUUUGCUUUGGUUUUUUUUUCGUUCGUGGAAAGCCCAUAUUCAUUCUGAAUUCAAAAUAGAGUCAAACUUUUAAGAAAACAUUCUUUACAUUGAUCUUCUGGAAAAGUUUUGUCUUUACACCUGUCAUGGGAGUCCAGGUGUGACCUCUGUUCUCUUCAAGUGAAGUUUCAGAUCCGUCUUCUCCUUACAUCACUAGUCAGGAUAUAAGUCAAUUGUAGUGACAAUAAACGCAAUUAAAAAAAAAAGGGUUGAGAGUCAACUCCAAUUUUCUGCCAAAUAUUCUCAUGUAGUAUAAAGCACACAGGUGAAUGGUGCUUUUUGUGCAUGCUGAUUGGCUAUGUUGGAGGUGAUUAGCAGAGAAGAGUCAAAAUUGUACCUCAAAACUUCAAUUUCUGACCAUUUUGUGAUAUAUACAGACAGAAGAAAAUUGAUUUUUUCAGUUUCAGUGUAGUUCAUAUAUAUACCAAAACAGUUAUUCACUUUGGUGUUGGUGAAAGUCAUGGAAAUUUACCUUUACAUUUGGUGGAUAACUGUUAAUGAUUGAGUAGAUCACAGAUUUGUCAGUUACCUGAAGUCCAUUCUUUGCAAGGCUUUUGAGACAGGAAUUUUCAAUUGAAUGUCCAAAGAAAUCAAAUAUUGAACCAGAUUGGUAUGUUUUGUUUCUAUUGGCUGAUGUAAUAGUUUUUAUUAUUGGGGUUUGAAACAAUCAACUGAAGAGUGCCCAGUUAGAAUGGAGGAUUACUGAUCAACUUUUGGGAAUUGUAGGGUAACUAACUUAACUGUUUAAUUCCCAAGAUCACAUUAGUAAUUCUCCUUACUGUCUGCCAAAUGAUUAUCAUUAUGUUAGUUUGGAGAAUUUGAUAUUGGAUCGAUUAGUAAUACCACAAUUGACAGUUUACUUUAUUCUCAUCACUUGUCUGAAUAAUAUUGUAUAGAUAUAGUAAGGAGAAAUUCUUUCUUGGUCACUCACGGGAGUUAAAGGGUUAAUAAUAACCACUUCACCCUUUAAACCCCCCAAGAGUGAUUAGCAUCUAAUUUCUCCUUAGAAUAUUGCCCUGAAUCAAACAUUUAGGUCAUGAGUAUCAAUGAAAUGAUCACUAGAAAAGAAGCCCUUGAUUGUUUGACAAAUUCUCCUUAUCAGAACCUUAGGAAAUGUAUAGAGAACAGUAUGGAGAAUGUGCAUGCUGAUGUUAUGGUGUAAAGAGUUAAACAAAAAAUUUUCAUGGCCUCUGCUUUGAAAUUUUUACCUGUAAUAGUACUGCAAGGGUGUAAAAAUUCCACCUAUUUUUUCACCCAGAUUUACAAGAAAAACAGCAAGAAAUUUUCAGCAGGCACAGAAUUCAAGAAACUUAUAAAGAAAACAGAGAAAGUAGAGAUUUCAGGAGGGACAUCUGAAAGUUCUGCUGAAGGCACCAAGCAUACAUUAGCAGAGGCUGAAAAGGUAGCAUUUGUCGACUGGAUCAACACUGCCCUGCAAGAUGAUGCAGAGGCAAAGGCUUACUUGCCAAUGGAUCCUGCAACCCAAGACUUGUUUGUUAAGAUCAAUGAUGGAAUCAUUCUUUGGUGAGUAAUGUUGUUAAGUACAUUAACUCUCCUGUGACAUGCUGCUUCACCUUGUAAGAUGCUCUCCUUGAUAAGGGAGGAAAAUGUUGUGUUACAAACUGGUAUGACUACUGAAAUGAGACUAGUUAUGUCAUUCAGGUUUUUUUUUCAAUCUCUCCAGUGUAUGAUCCACUAAAGAACAAGGUAUCAAUACAAUGAAGCAAUCAUUUAUUAACCCUUUAUGUCCCACUAGUGACCCAGACAGAAUUUCUCCUUACAUUAUCAGUAUGAUAUCAAGCAAACAAGUAAUGAGAGUAAAGAAAAAUAUCAAUUAGGGGAUUAUUGGUUGAUCCAAUUCCAUAUUCUCCAAACUAUCAUCACAUAAAUUGUAUGGCAGACAGUAAGGAGAAUUACUCAUGAAAUCUUGGGAGUUAAAGGGUUAAAGUGAUAAUCUUUUGAUGAAAUUUUGGUUGAUUUGAAUUCGAAGAACUUAGUCAUUAAAAGGCUAAUUUGUUGGUUGGAGUUCUUAGUUUCUUUCUCGUGUAAAACUGUGAGCAGUAAUCUUAGAAAUGAUGAAAGCAAGCCAUCUCUAUUAGGGCUACUGAGUAAUUAUUGUAAGCAACAAUCUAGCUAAAUAUCAAUUUAGUACCAAAAUGAGUUUUAAAGAAAAUGAAGAAAACAUAAUCUGUUGAAAAUUUUUUUAUAUGAGGGUUUAAAUGAAAUGCAUGGUGAAGGUGGUACCUUCUAUACUAAUAACACCUUGAAGAAAAAUGAAACCAAUGCAGUCUUUAAUCCUAAAAUCAAUAUGCAUCUUCUUCAUACUGUUCACCAUGUACUUUCUAAGGUUCUGACAAGGAUAAUUUUUUAAAUGAUCCACAGCUUUAUUGGUUGGUUAUCAGUUCCCUCACUCUGAUGACCUCGAAGGUGUUAAUGUGAUUAGGGGUGAUAUUGUAAGUAGGAAUUAGACUCCAGUCACUCUUUGGGGUCAAUUGGUUGAGUAUUCUAAACACUUGGUUGAACAUUGUUCCAAUGGAAGCUCUUUUUAUUUUCAGUAAAAUGAUCAAUUUGUCCGUACCUGACACGGUUGAUGAACGUGCCAUUAACAAACCAAAGGGAGGAAAAUUGACCAUUUUUAAGAUUCAUGAAAAUAUGACGCUGGCUCUGAAUUCUGCGCGAUCCAUUGGUUGCAACAUUGUUAACAUUGGAGCAGAAGAUCUUGAGAAAGGAAAGCCUCAUCUUGUACUGGGUUUGCUGUGGCAGAUCAUUAGAGUAAGUGUGUGGGUUUGCUGUGUAGUGUCUGUAAUUUAUAUUUCUAUUGUGCAAAGCUAAGCAUUCUUGUUUUUCAUUAUUAAGCGCCUGUUACUGGAAUGUAAUAAUGUUCUUGAGCUGAUCUCUUAACUCUUUAAUCCCAAGAUACAAUUGUUAAUUCUCCCCUUAAGCUGCUACACAUUUGUAAAAUUAAAUUAUUCAUGAGAAUUUAGUGUAAGAUCACAACCUCUACCUGAUAAGUUUGAGUAUUCUCAUUACCUGGAAGUUAAAGGGUUAAAACUAUCACCUGGGCUAGUUUUGUUGUACAAUUUACAUGCUUUUUUGUAACAUGUAUCAAGAAGUAACAUUCGUGGAUAAAGGGGACUUUGACUCAUAAAAUGACUUAAGGUCACCAAAUGUCAGCUUUGAAAAAGUUGAGCUUGAAGCUUGGGGUAAUUCAUUGUGCUUUGCAAGGUUAUUAACAGGAGAAUCUGUUCUGAUAUUGAUACAAUGAGUUCAGCUUACAGCCCAAGUUGCAAGUCCCUUCUUCUUGAAUCUAUCAAUAACAAUGACUUUAUUGAUUCAAAAAAUUAGAUUGGUUUGUUUGCAAACAUCACACUGACAAAUGUACCUGGCUUGGCCCGUCUGCUAAAGGAGGGAGAGACACUGAAAGACCUGAUGGCUCUCUCGCCUGAAGAAAUCUUGUUAAGAUGGUUUAACUACCAUUUGGAAAAAGCAGGCCACCAUAGACGAGUGAAAAACUUUAGUGAGGACAUCAAGGUAAUGCCAUAUGAAAUUUAUUGAUCUCAUUUAUUGCAAGUGUUGACCUUUACAUGAGAGCCAUUUUUGAUGUUUUCAACACAUAAAUGAGUGUUUGACUUUCUCUUACUUCUGUAACUUCCUUUCUUUGCUUUGUAGGACUCUGAAUGUUACUCAGUCUUACUGAAACAGAUCACUCCUUCCGAGGUUUUUGUUGACAAUAGACCAAUGAGUGUAAGUUAUUUACUGAUAAAAUGUAGAAUGAGUUUACUUGUCAAUAAAAGAGUGCUAGUGAAGCUUAAAUUUUUAUUAAGCUUUUUUCUGACUUAAUUGUAGGAAAAAGAUCAUAACAAGAGAGCUGAAAAAAUGCUGCAAAUGGCGGAUCGAAUCGGCUGUCGAAAGUUUGUGCGAGCAAAGGUAAGAUGUUUGAUUAUGUUGAAAGUUUAAUUUACUUUAAUUCAAAUGGGGAAAGAUGGCAGACCAGGCACAGGUUUGGCUAGGUGUUGGCCCUUAUUGACAGCUCUGAGUUCUGUAAGGAAAAUUAUUCAAGGUCAUUUAUUCAGUUAUUAAUUUCAUUUCAAACUGAUACUGAUGUAAAGGUGUGAUCUGAAAGCUGGUAAUGACCCUUGGAUACUGUAGGUACAUUUACAUUUUGGUCACCAUCUGCAUUGGGUUGGAGAUGUGUGUGCAGGUGUACUGAAAGCCUAAAUUUAAAGUGCUUAAUUUAAAGCUAAAUUUGAAUCUUUGGAGGGGCAGCUUUGGGGUCAGAUGGCAAUCCCUGUCAAAGAUACUGACCCAUAUCAACAUGUCAUUCCCUUAGGAUGUUGUAGCAGGUAACUCCAAGUUGAACAUGGCCUUUGUUGCAAACUUGUUUAACUGUUACCCUGCCCUGCCUCCAAUGGAUGCUGAGGAGACUGAGGAACUUGAAGAACUACGUGAGGAAACAAGAGAAGAAAGAAGUAUGUGAAAUUUAUUUUAAGUGUCUGUAGUGUGUUAUGGCAUUUUUGAGAGCUUUUGUGUCCUUCUGCUGAUAGAUGUACAAUGUACAGGUGUACAUACACAUAUACACCUGUAUCUUCAGGGUGCACUGUAGGAUAAUGAAAUUUAUUUAAUCAUCUGAAAUUAAUUAUAAUUGUGAUUUGAUGUAAAAAUGAAGUUAUUAAUUAACCCUUUAACUUCUAGAGGUGAUUAACAUGUCACUUCUCCCUACAAUAUACACAAACUAUCCAGCACACAGGUAAAGAGAAUACUCAAACUUAUCAGGUAUUGGUUAUUAUAUUGAUGUAGCACUAGGUUCUCUCAGCUAAUGAGCAUGGGAAUGUGUUGCAGCUUGAGAGGAGAAUUAACAAUUAGAUCUUGGGAGUUAAGAGGUUAAAUGUGAUGAUCUAUUUACAGCCUUCCGUAACUGGAUGAACAGCAUUGGUGUAAAUCCCUAUGUGAACAAUCUUUACAGGGAUCUUUGCAAUGGAUUAGUUUUGUUACAGGUUAGUUUUGAAGUUUGUAUUUCUCUUAAAUUUAGUGAAACAUUCUGUCUUUGGCUGCCAUUCUGGUGCACUUGUGAUCCUACUUGCUUUUUACACAAGCAUUGCUUUUGAAAAGAUAAUAUUACGUUUAAUGACCUGCACGAGAGCAAUUAGGAUAAUAGUGCUUUUUGAUUAUGGGUUGUCAAAGCAAAACCAAAGUAAUACCAACAGCUAUUCAGAGAAAGAAAAAUAACCUUGAGAACCAAUUCAAACUCAGAGUAAAAACAAACCAACUGCCUUAAGUGCAGGAAAAUGCAGGUGACCAAGUUGUGAUUGGGUCAGUAUGGCAUCUGACUGGUUGAGAUGGUGGUGCAAGUUGUGUGGACCAAUCACAGAGCAAAGUAAAAAAUACCAAAGCAAUCCAAGAUUACUUUUGACAAUUAACUGAAAACUGCCCUGUGUUAUGCGUGGAUCUGCAGUCAGUUUACAUUUUGUCACUUUUUCCAGCUGUAUGAUAUCGUGAAGCCAGGAAGUGUCGAUUGGGACAAAGUCAACCGUCCUCCAUUCAAACAGAUGGGUGGUAAAAUGAAGCAAUUAGAAAACUGUAACUAUGCUGUUGAAGUUGGAAAGACAUUUAAGUUUUCACUGGUUGGGAUUGGGGGUCAAGAUAUUCAUGACUGCAACGAGACCCUAACUCUUGGUAAGACUAAAUUUAAGUCAAGAAAUAACCAUUCUUUUUUGAAGCCAUACGUAGGCUAGCAGUGUUUCACUUAAAAUAGGAAGCGAGUUGAAAUAGAUUUUAUCUUAAGCUGUUGCAAAAAUCUCCCAGAUAAGUCCUCCUGAUAAAAAGUUCGCAUUUUAGCCCAGUUUUUGGACAGGGGGACUUUAAAAAAACCAACUUGUUUAAUUUUUCCUCCUGCAUUGCCCACACUGCCUGGUGAUUUUUUUCUUUUCAAACAUUACAUUACUUUCCCCGUUUUGAAUCAAGUCCUCUUUGCCAACCAAUUUUUAUUCACUCUUGUUUCUGUUAUAAAAAGUUCUUCAAUGUUUGAUGGUAUGUCAAGGGCCAUUGUUGUUGUUCCCCAAGAAAAAAUGAUCGUAUAUCCUGAUCACGAUGAGAGUAUUCUCGAGAAGAACUUCUCUCGCUUCCCGCCAUGAUCACUACAACUUUAGCAGAAGAAACAGAAGGACAAACAACUGUUCACUUGUCUCUGAUGAUGACUUCCGAUAUAGUUGUCGUAACGUCAGUUAUUGCUACAGACAUCAGUAAAUUUCGGGACUUCUCCCACCCGGACCAUCAAACAGCACGACCGAAUGAUACCCCAGGAUUCAGACCAUUUGCUUAAUUAAGAAGAAAAGUGUUUUGCAUUUAAAUCGAAAAAAAAAUCACAUUACUUUGUUACUUCACUUUACACGGGAAGUCCGAUCAGGCCAAAAAACCAUCCCCACCCACCCACCCACUCCCCCUCGUAGAUGCCAAAGAAAUCACAACUCACCCACCCAUUCUAGGUCAAUUUCCUAGUCCCGUUACUCGUCUUGUUUUGCAUUAAUUGACGAUAAGCCUUGUUUUGAUAGCCGUUGUGUGGCAGCAGAUGAGAGCGUACACCCUUGCCUUGCUCUCAAAGUUGACAGAAGACGGGAAAAAGAUUGAGGAUAAAGACAUUGUUGACUGGGUGAAUGAAAAAGUAAGUGAAAAAGACGGAACACUUCGACCGUGUGUCGUGCUUUAGAAGUGCGUCAAUCAUUUGAAGCUAUUCCAUACGAAAAGAAAUUCCAUCACAAAUUAAAGAUAAUGAUAAUGAUAAUUCGUUUCUCCGUACUAAUCGCGCUCGGGUCUUCAUGUUAGCGCUGCAGGACGCACCUUUUUCCGCCCUCGGAAGAUUUGAGACAAGUCUGUAAGAGGUUUCCCGAGGGCCUGGUACUCAGUGCUAAAUCUCUUGCAAAUCUCUUGCAAAUCUCUUGCUGGCUCACGUUGCUCGAGGGCUCAUACUUUCCCGCGGGCAAAGAAACGCUCAUGCCUAAACACCAAUGGUGAGGGCCUGGUGAUGAGGGCCUGGUCGCAAGUUAGCUCGGGUCAUAAUUUGAAGGGAAAAAGGGAUAGGCUGGCCGUACUUUAUCCUACGGACCUCGAACUUGCUUAGAACUGAAGAGGUAUUUACUUGUGAUCUGUGAAUUAUGUUUAGUUAAAAGAAGCAAACAAAACAAGCAGCAUCGCAAGCUUCCAGGAUCCCAACAUCAGCACCAGCCUGCCAGUUCUGGAUCUUGUUGACGCCAUCAAACCUGGAAUGGUGGAAUAUGACAUGGUAUCUGCAGGAGGAACUGUCGAGGUGGGUAAUUACUUGAAACAUUCAAAACAUGCUCCGUGAGAAAUUGUUUAAGCUAAACACGAGUUAAUGGGUAGUUGGGUCCUUGUGGGAGUAAUGGUAUUGUGAUUCAGUGCCACCUUUUCUGGUGAAUAUUCUACAAGAUGGUGAAAUUUAAAUGUUUUCCCUUUCUGUCAUGUGUCUCAGGAGAAACAGGAGAAUGCCAAAUACGCUUUGAGCGUCGCCCGAAAGAUUGGUGCCACGACCUACGCCCUUCCCGACGAUCUGGUUGAAGUGAAACCCAAAAUGGUGCUGACAGUUUUUGCUUGUCUCAUGGCUACCUCGUUGGCGUUGAAAUAGACUUAAACACAAACCCAAAGUCCUAAUUAUUCUUGUUUCCUAGCGCAAUUGAAAUUCAAUAAUUUCUUUUUUAAUUUACAAAAAGAUAUGUGAGUGUAAGGUAAAUACUGUUGAGUUGUAAAACAUUGAGUUGAACACAAGGGAUUACGGUGACCACACGCCAAGUAAACUUUCGAGAUAAUAAAAAAAAAUUGUAGGCAUAUAAAUGCGCAAAAUUAUUUAAUUUAGACACGGUUAUUUAGUUUGCAAGAAACUUUUUUAAUAGAAAGCAGUCUAAGUAUUGAUAAUUUUGUCCGCUCGGGGAGAUCUUUUUCCGCCCCUUGGGUUCAUUCAAUGGAAUCAAGUUGUUCAAACAAGUGUUUAAGUUGUGUUCGAGAGUAAAGUUUUCUUUACUUUCGCACCAAUAAUUUUGGGGGCCUGGUGAGAUGAAAUUCCUAGAUCAGUGGUCGCUUUUUAUAUAAUAUUGGUGAGAUGCGUAGAGGCGUAUGAUAAAUUGAACAAUAUUGUUAACUUUACAUAAUUAAGACAUUUUCUAUCUAAUAGGUAAUUGAGUCUUCUCUUUGAAUUUCUAAACUUUGUAAAUCAAUUUUUGUAUUGUAUAGCGUGUGGUUCUCGUCCCUUGAUAGCCUA
Pocillopora meandrina is the source of this 13596-nucleotide messenger RNA. Lineage: Eukaryota; Metazoa; Cnidaria; Anthozoa; Scleractinia; Pocilloporidae. The record is from the annotation of a GenBank genome assembly.